AUGCUGGCCCUCAAGUCGAUGCGGCCUUCAUCUUACUUCCUCUCCAACGAACCCAAACCCACUGCCAAGGAGCUUCCACCCGAGAUCCUGGACAUCAUUGCAAGAUAUCUCUUCGACGAGGGUCUGGGUCAACUCGACAGCCUGCUCCCUUUUUCUUCUGUGUCUCAUCAGUUUCGGCAGUCCGCACUCCCUUUGCUCUUCAGUACUGCCUCCCACGUCGUCAGGGACCGCCUCGACCAAGGAGAAGGCGGCCUGCUUCGCCGGCUCGUCAACCACGCCCACCUUCUCUGUCACGUGCGCACUUUGCACCUCAGGAGGCCGGUCGACAUCAAGCGCUUCGUUCCCCCCAAAAAUCAAAAUGACGCAGACACCCUCACUCAGACUCACCGGGCCUUGGACUUGCAGGCCAUUCGCCGCAGCCUGCCCGCAAUGUCUCGUUUACAACAAAUUAGAUUGGACUGCUCUGCGGAUGUUGCUCAUCAUGUCUUAAAGAUGCUGCCACAAGAUCGGACCUAUGAAGUCAUCCUUGAUCGGGUCUACUCGUCUUCACAAUGGCCCAAUCUCAUUGAAGCCACCGUCGAUCUCGCAAUGAUUGCACCAUGCCACAAGGUCAGUCUCGGGGCAUUUGGUGACCCACCCACAAGAAAAACUAUGAACAGCCAGGCAGCCUACGACGUGAUGUCGAGGGCCAACGCAAUCGACCUUCACAUGGCUUGGUUGCUCUCACAGCAUAGACGCUCCGAAAAUCCAUCUCCGAACCCUGGCCAGUGCUCUUUCAUACAGAAUCUUGCCGCUUGGGAUGAGCUGCGACUUUUAGUACGACGAGCAGAUGAAACCGGGCAUCACUUUCUCCACGAUCUAGAUGCCAUCAUUCCGUGGGGAAAACUUAGACGAUUGUCUAUCAUUUGGGAGUACUCGGUUCCUAUGAAUCAGUUCAUCCAUGAUAUCUCGACCCACCUCACUCGACUCGAAGCACUACGUCUGCGUGCAGGCCACCGUAGAUUAUACCAUCCACUUUGCAAAUAUGAGGUUCCCAUAACGGGUCUAUACGCUGAUGCUCCCCCCGUGCCGGAAUUCGCAAUCAAUUUCGCCCGAAUGAAGUGCCUCCGUGAACUGGAAAUUGACGGCAUAUGCAAUCAUGUUCCGAUAUCUGGUUUAAUUGGUUCUGAGCUGAGAUGUUUCCGCCUCCACCGUGAGGACGCUGGGUGGUCAGUCUACAGCGUGGAGAGCCAGAGAACUCCAGCAGACAUUGCUAUGGCGGCAAAGAUGGCGCCCAAUCUGGAGAGGCUCGAACUAGACAUCGGCUAUAUCGAUAAUCUUUGGCAUCCUACCGCAAUCCCGGGUGUUGAUGUCGACGUCGAGCAGUACUCUUUUUUGGAUGCAAUUUCGAAAUUCCGCCGCUUGAAAUUUCUUCGUUUAUUUCCUCCCUUUGUACCCAAGAAUACUCUGCGUUUCAGCCCCAGGGCUCCCCAUUGCUUACCAGUAACGGAUGAUCAAGCGAUUCGACUGUUUGAGCACCUGCGAAGAAAAUGUCCGUCGCUGCAAAUGCUAUCACUGGCCGCAGUUCCGUCCUUUGUCGACAUCGACACCAUGUGCUGGGAAGUGAGGCGCAAGGGGGAGAAGACAAUCUUAACGACAAAACACCGAGAGCGCAACUAUCAACACCGGCAAGUGUGGAUUGGCCAACGAAGAUUGACUAGCGAGAUCAAAAGAUUCACU
Exophiala aquamarina CBS 119918 is the source of this 1719-nucleotide messenger RNA. RefSeq lists its product as uncharacterized. The record is from RefSeq and is a predicted model, not a curated record. The transcript has 2 exons. The annotation marks the transcript as partial. Lineage: Eukaryota; Fungi; Ascomycota; Eurotiomycetes; Chaetothyriales; Herpotrichiellaceae.